This is a messenger RNA of Ficedula albicollis (Collared flycatcher), 6124 nucleotides long. It is a transcript of the gene ITGA1, whose product is annotated as integrin subunit alpha 1. Gene Ontology annotation, biological process: cell-cell adhesion; cell adhesion mediated by integrin; integrin-mediated signaling pathway. Gene Ontology annotation, molecular function: integrin binding. Lineage: Eukaryota; Metazoa; Chordata; Aves; Passeriformes; Muscicapidae. The transcript is spliced from 18 exons. The record is from RefSeq and is a predicted model, not a curated record. Bases 1 to 2028 code for a protein of 675 amino acids. Gene Ontology annotation, cellular component: integrin complex; external side of plasma membrane.
AUGGCCUCAGACUGGAAGAGAUCAGCAUUGCUGAAAUGUUGGUGGAAAUUCACAAACUCUAAAUCUGCUCUUCCACAGACAAAGUUUGAAUAUCAGAUGAGUCUUGAACCCAUAAAGCAAACGUGCUGCUCAGCAUUAAAACAGGACACCUGCAAAGUUCUUAAGAACGAGCCCUGCGGUGCGCGCUUCGGGACUGCGAUUGCUGCGGUGAAGGACCUCAACCUGGACGGAUACAACGACAUCGUGAUUGGCUCGCCCUUGGAGGAUGACCAUCGGGGGGCUGUGUAUAUCUAUCAUGGCCGUGGCAAAGCAAUCAGUAAAAAUUAUUCACAGCGUAUUGCAUCAGGUGGAGACGGGGAAAAAGUGAAAUUUUUUGGCCAGUCUGUGCACGGAGAAAUGGAUUUAAACGAUGACGGGCUGAUUGAUGUUACCAUCGGAGGCCUUGGUGGGGCUGCCCUCUUCUGGUCUCGUGAUGUGGCUGAAGUAAAUGUUUCCAUGCAAUUUGUACCUAAAAGCAUCAAUAUUCAACAACAAAAUUGUCAGAUAAAUAUAAGAAAAACAAUAUGCAUAGACGCCACAAUUUGUUUUAAGACCAGACUAAAGUCAAAAGAAGAUGUAUUUGAAUCCAGUCUGCAGUAUUGGAUUACCCUUGAUGCACAAAGACAGAUAUCUCGAAGCUUGUUCACAGAAACCCAUGAGAGAAAAAUGCAAAAAAAUAUAACUAUCAAAGGGUCAGAAUGUACAAAACAUAACUUCUACAUGUUGGAUAAACCUGAUUUUCAGGAUUCCAUAAAGGUUUUGCUGGAAUUCAAUUUUUCUGAUCCAGAGAGUGGACCUGUUCUUGAUAGCAACUUGCCAAAUUCAAUAGCAGAAUAUAUUCCUUUUACAAAAGAUUGUGGAGCCAAAAAUAAAUGCAUUUCAGAUCUUGUUCUGAUUGUAAAAGCAAGCAUAGCUGGAGACAGCUCUUCUCCAUUCAUUGUAAAGUCACGCAACGAUAAGUUCACCAUCCAGCUCUCUGUGAGGAACAAAAAAGACAGUGCCUAUAAUACCAGAGUUUUGGUUCAAUAUUCUCCAAAUAUUAUUUUUGCUGGCAUUGAGGAUAUACAGAAAGAUAGCUGUGAAUCUAAUCACAACAUCACCUGUAAAGUGGGAUAUCCAUUUCUAAAACCUGCAGAAGAGAUUUCCUUCAAAAUAUCAUUCCAAUUCAACGCAUCAUAUCUCCUGGAAAAUGCUACUGUUCAUGUAUAUGCAACAAGUGACAGUGAAGAACCACCUGAGACCCUGAGUGACAACAGAGGACAUGUUACAAUUCCAAUAAAAUAUGAAGUGGGAUUAAUAUUUGUAAGUGUUUUCAAAGAGCACCAUGUUAUAAUUGCCGCAAAUGAUACUGUCCCUACUGCUAUUAACACAACAGAGCAGAUCGGGGAUGAAGUUACUCUACAUUAUAGGAUUGAAAAAGGUGAACACUUUCCAAUGCCAAACCUCACACUGCAGAUCUUAUUUCCUAAUGUAACAGCUGCCAAAAACACUCUUCUCUACCUUACUGCGUUGUCACAUUCCCAGAAUGCCAUCUGCCAAACUAGUUACCCUGUAGAUCCCUUAAAGAUUGGCGCUGGGAAACCAUUUGUGUUGUCAAAAAUAAAAGAACCUACAAGGGAUACAAUUAUGGACUGUGAUACAUACAGCUGUGCCUCUAUUAAUUGUGCCCUGGUCCCAUCUGACAUCUAUCACGUGAACGUUUCACUGAGAGUAUGGAAACCUACCAUCAUAAAAGCCAGUAUUCACAGCUUAACCCUUGUUGUGAAAGCAUUGCUUAGGAGUGAGAACUCAUCACUGAUUUUGAGAAAUGACCAUCAAAAACUGGAGACCAUGAUUAAGAUUUCCAAAGAGCACCCACCGGGUACAGUCCCCUUAUGGGUAAUCCUCCUGAGUAUCUUCGCUGGACUCUUGAUUCUUGCACUGCUUAUAUUUGCUCUGUGGAAGGCUGGAUUUUUCAAAAGGCCAUUAAAGAAGAAAAUGGAGAAAUGAAAAAAAAAAAAAAAAAGCAGAAAUUUUUGCUCAGGUCUGCCUCCAAAAUGUUACUGUAAAAUUAUAAACGUAGACACAGUGGUUACAAUGCUUUUUAAAUGCUGGUGCACGGAAAAAAAACAAGAAACAGGAAAAAAAAAGAAGAAAUUCAAGCACACAUGCAAAGGAAUGAUGCAAAAAAAGAAUGAACAAUCUUGCAGCAUUUUGUGAUCUUCAAGAAUAUACCUUUAAGGGUUACUCAUUUUUGAAGAGUAACUGAGUUCAAAGAUUCUAAUGUUUUUGAAUACGGAAAGUUCGUAAUCAUAUUUUUAUAUACCUAUGUAUGUGGACUCUUUUUUCCUUCCAAAUUACACUACAGGUCAGCUUGUAUGUAGCAAUCCCAGUCGUUUUUAUCACCUUAUGAUCUUCAAAAGGAAAAUGCAUAAUUUUCAAAAUUCCCUCCUAAUGUCGGUUCUGUGGAAGCAGAUUCUCAAUUCACAAGGCAGAACAUGUAAACUUUGAGAAUGCACCAGAUACUGUAUGAUAGCUGAUGCAAUGGAAACUGAGAAGACAGAAGCACCUCCAGAAUAUUGGGUGAAAAUUACUGAAAUACCCUGGAUUUCUCUUUCUGCUCAUUUUAGCAUGUCCAGCUGAAUGAAGAAUACUCCAAGAAAGAGAAUUUUAUGGUCAAGUGGACCGUAAAGGGUUGAUCCAUUAAAUCACAUAACUGUUUGAACUUGAAAUAUAUUUUUGGCAGGCCUAAAAAUGCGCAAAUCAUUCAAGCCCAUCUGAUUGCACACUGUACUCAAAUAAGCAGGGGCAUAAUUGUAUCUGCAAAUUGAAAUGUCCAUAUUUAUGCAGAAAAUGUUUAGAGGCACCCUGAAAGUUUGACUCUUGCUGUAUAUCUUGGAGUAGCCAGCAGGGUGCUUCAUAAACUGUCACUGUAAAUUUCUUGUGUAGCUAUUUAAUCCAAUGAGUUUAAAGUGUACAAAAUGAAAAUUAUCAAAAGAGCACAGAUAGGAAAUUCAGCACUGGCAAGCUUCUUCUAGUAAUAUAAGUCACAGCUCAUUUUUAUUACUUAGGAAUUUAGGAAGUGAUGAAGAAUUUGCAUACUAAAUAAGCACUUAAAAUGAUGUUUAUUUUGUGUAAAAGAUUAAAAGUUUAUAUGAGAAUACACUGAAAUGUAGAUAGCAAAAGGUUUCUUUAAGAAAUUUUUUCUUUCUAUUUAGAUCAGUUUCUUCCUUUCUUUCAUGUACUUGUCUUCCUCCCAUGAGGAUCUCUCCCUGGGGCUCAUGGCUGUGCCAUGAACUUGAGAGCUUCCUGUGUUUCUUGGAGCCACAUGAAAUUAACAGGAGAAAAAGGAUGCAUGCUGGCAAAGUGUGAUACUGCCUCAGCAUGACUCAGUAUUGAUUGCCAGUAGAUCAGAAAAUGCUGAGGAGAUCUUCUAAGUUCUGUAAGACAUACUUGUUGGCAGUAAAGCUUGGCCUUGCCAAGGAAGCCAGGAAAAUUUGUUCCUCCUCUUGGGACAAAAAUCACUUAAAAAAAAAAAAAAAAAAAGGAAAAAAAAUGGGUUUGCUUGUCACUUUCUUUAUAGUAAUAGCUUAAAAAAGAGCAAUACAUUUUAUAAAGACAUUUUUCAAGAAGAGAAUAUAGAUUAGGUUGAACAUCCUGACUCUGAAAGCAUGCCAAAAGGUGCUUCAUUGCUUGAAAGAUGCUGUCACUCUUCAGCACCUUUUAUUUAGCUCCUAAGUUAGAGAAAGUAGUUAUUGGGAAAGACUGACUUAUGUGAAUGCAACAAGUGAGGAUUGAGUUUGAAAGCUGGCAGUUUCUCCUUAUGUCUGUGGGAAAGGUGGUUAUUUCAUAGCAGCAGUCUGCUGAAGGUAGCAUAUGACUCAGAGGAAGAGCAGAGCCCUCCGUGGGAACACUGUGGGUGGCUGUGCUUUGCAGAGCCUGGGAGAUCUGCUGAGGCUGUGGGACAUGGCUGCUGUGCUCAUCUGGACAGCUGGAAGGGCACCCUGCCUGAAGUGGGUCUGAGCACACAACACAUGAAUGGAAGCAAAAAAGUGACAUAGAGGAAUUGUGGAUAGAAGCUCUGCUUCGUUCAUUGUGAAAUAAGCCAAAAAUCUAUUUUUUCAACUGUGAAGAUAAAUUAAUACAGUGGUGAUUUUAGCCCUAAGCAAGAUGCAGGUUUUACUUUAAGAAAAUUUAUUAUUUUGCCCAUUUGUUUGAAAGACUGAAAUAGCACUUGUCACCAUAGCAUUUGAACACAUCAGAAUUGUAAUUUUUUUUCUCACAGUAUCUCUAAGAAGGCAUGGCAGUGUUGUUAACCUCUUAUGAGCUUAUAAAGGAACAGAGUUUUGAAGGAAUUGUGACUCACCUAUGCACACGUAGGAAGUCUGUGGUAGUGGAGGAAAUACUUGUAUUUAUUGUUAUUCAUUCAGUUUGUUAACAAUGAGGUCAUUUCUCCUGGCUUCAAAAAAUUACUUACCAGUUGUGUAAGACACACAUAAUUUUUAUGCUGCAUACUUUUAAGUGUUUCACUAUUUAGUUAUGAUAAGCUGUUAACCAUAGCUUUUUGUUUUUCCCAUUUUAUAUCUUAUUUUAAAGCAUCAGCCUAACAGAAAAAUAUAUAAGUCAAAAGAACAGUCUAUUUCCCUAGAUGAAGACUAUGCAAAAAUAAAUCAAUAGUAUUUAUCAAUGUAGAGUAUGUUUAAGAUCAGUGUUUCACUUUAGACUUUCUUUGCACUGUAAAAACAGUAAUAAGCUUCAUAUAACCACACCGCUUUCCUCUUUCAUGCUGCUUUCUCUCUUUUCACAUUUGUCCUAUUAUCGUGUUUUCAAUUAUAGUAUCUAUUUAAAAGAUAAGUAUACAUACAUACAUACAAGUAUGUCAAGGGGAUAGCACUAUAGCACAUUAUUCUUACACAAUUCUUAGUGAUUAGUAAACUUGUUAUUUUUAUCUGUACUAGCCUUUCCACACAGCACUGGAAGAGCAGUAUUUUACUGCUUUUCAUGAGAUACAACAGAAAAACCUACUGAAAGCAAUAUUGCAAACAUCAUUAACAUCUCACUUAAAUUUGUCAGGCACUAAAGGUACCAGAACCUAAUUUUGCAUGUAACCAGUUUUGUUGCUAAAAAUAGACACAUUGAGGUUGUAAUGAGAUUCUAAUAACUAUGAAGAUAAAUAUUUUUAUUGAAACAAAAGUGUUUGAAAAUUAAUAAUAAAUUGAGUGUUUAACCGGAGAUUAGGCAACUAAAGGAUUCUGGCCCAGCCAACUCAGUUCCUAACUUCAGCACUGAAGUAGGUAAUUUAGUGGAAAUGGACAAGCUACUUUUCUAUAGGGCAGGGAUUCUCCGCACACUCCUGCCUCAAUAUCAGGUUGUUCUAGAGAUUUCUGACCCCAUACAUGAUUUUAGAAGACAUAGGAAACAGCAUCUCCGUUAGAGCAAUCUCCUUGAGCAGCUCUUGUGCUCCGUGGGCAGUUCCUUUGCUUGUCUGGUUUCACUCUAAGUCAUUCCUAUGAGCCAUUAAUACAGACACAACCCACGUACCCUGACCCCUUACCUGAGCCCUUUCGUACAUAUCCUGUGCUGAGUCAUUUUAAACAUGGUGUUCCUCCUUUUUCCUCUUCCUGAGUCAGGGGAAUCCACCUUCAGCUGAAGCCAAGGGUUUUCAUCUCAGCUGGCACCAAGAGGCUGGAGUUAGGGUCAUACUCAUCUAAUUAAUUCCACAUAACCUAAUUGGUUAAUUUCUUUAAUUACCUGCUAUAUAGAUGAUGACCCAUUCAAAAAUAAAAGCAGAUAAGAUAAUCAGAAUGUACUGCUCUUAACUAUACCACUUAACAGGAAUAAACGGGGAUUUACGUACUUUUUAAAAAACCACAACAUUCUGCACAGCAUUUUCUUUUUCCUGUAAAAGUAUUCCAUGUGCUUUAUUGAUUAAAAAAGAAAUUAAGAGUCUAACAAGUCUCCUGUGUAGUUUGUUUGCUUGUUACUGAUGUAAAACUAUUACUAAGCCAUCUCAGUACCUAAAAACAGAUUCAUCUGCCUGUCAAUAGAAAGGCAUUCUAGAAACAAGCGUUCUUGCAGCAUAAUAUCCAGGAAAGCUUGAUGUGGU